CGGCACGCCUUCCAUUCUGUCUCCUUGCUGAGCUGAGUGAAGGUGACAGUCGGUCUGUCUCUAAAUUUCCGACCUCUGCUUCUGUUUUCCGGGCAUUCUGUGUUUUAUCUCCUGCUGACGAGCCUUCAUCAGUAUGUCACUGUUUGCCGAGGUCCCGCAAGCCGCUCCGGUGGCCGUCUUUAAAUUGACAGCCGAUUUCAGAGAGGACAAACACCCGAGCAAGGUGAAUUUAGGAGUGGGAGCGUACCGCACAGAUGAAUGCCAGCCAUGGGUCCUGCCGGUGGUGCGGAAGGUGGAGCAGCUGAUUGCUAACAACCACAGCCUGAACCACGAGUACCUGCCCAUCCUGGGACUGCCAGAGUUCAGAGCCAGCGCUUCCAAAAUCGCCCUGGGGGAGGACAGCCCCGCCAUCAAGGAGAACAGGGUGGGUGGAGUGCAGUCUCUGGGUGGUACAGGAGCCCUGAGGAUAGGGGCUGAGUUUCUACGUCGCUGGUAUAAUGGGAAAAACAACACCGCCACUCCCAUCUACGUUUCUGCACCAACCUGGGAAAACCACAAUGCUGUGUUCAGUGAUGCAGGGUUCACGGAUGUCCGUCCCUAUCGGUACUGGGAUGCAGAGAAGCGUGGGCUGGCAUUGGCAGGAUUCCUGGAGGACCUGGAGAAUGCCCCAGAGUACUCUGUGUUCUUGCUACAUGCCUGCGCCCACAACCCAACUGGAACAGACCCAACCCCAGACGAGUGGAAACAGAUCGCUGAGAUCAUGGAGAGGAAGAAGCUGUUUGCCUUUUUCGACUCUGCCUACCAAGGCUUUGCAUCAGGGGACCUGCAGAAAGAUGCCUGGGCUGUGCGUUACUUUGUGUCCAAGGGCUUUGAGCUGUUCUGUGCACAGUCCUUCUCAAAGAACUUCGGCCUGUACAACGAGAGAGUUGGGAACCUCACUGUCGUGGCCAAGGACUCGGACAAUGCAAGUCGGAUCCUUUCCCAGAUGGAGAAGAUCGUCCGGACCAUCUGGUCUAACCCCCCGUCACAGGGUGCCCGGAUAGUAGCCACCACAUUGACCACCCCCGAGUUGUUUGCUGAAUGGAAGGACAACGUGAAGACCAUGGCAGACCGUGUUCUGUUGAUGAGGUCACAGCUGAAGGCAAAGCUGCAGGCUCUGGGAACGCCAGGGACCUGGGAGCACAUCACCCAGCAGAUCGGCAUGUUCAGCUUCACUGGACUCAACCCCAAUCAAGUGGGGUACCUGAUCAAGGAGAAGCAUGUCUACUUGAUGGCCAGUGGCCGCAUCAAUAUGUGUGGCCUGACCACCAAAAACCUGGAUUAUGUGGCAGAGUCCAUCCAUGAAACGGUCACCAAGAUCCAGUAGAACAUCUACUUGUCGACAGCAACUCCUAACACUUGCUGAUGCCACAGAAGUGACCAUCCACAACAAUCAUGUCUAAUUGCACAAACCACACCUCGCUCACCAUCAAUCAAAGACAACUGAUCAGAUAGCUUUCAAUGUAUGCCUUCAAGAAAGAAUUCAAAUGUAACUUAACUCUUGAUGUUCAAAUGUAAUUAAUGAGCUGUGUAUAUUUAGAGACAGCCUCUGUCUAGGUUUUUUGGGCCAUGUAUGUGUGUUGCCUGGUUCUAGGAUAUUGACAUUAGUUGGUGCUCAGUAAUACUACUGUGUCUGUACCCACAGCCUGGGUUCCAACACAUUUUAGUAUUGCGUUUCCAUUUCCAGAAAUGUGUACACUUUAAUACAGUAGAAAAUGUGCUGUCUCCUGCUCCCCUGAAAUUAUUUUAAUGAUAUUUAUUAAACCAGUAGCACUGAUUUGCCAAAACGUUUUCUUUAAACAGCAUUAUCACAAGUCACAGCAAUACAAUAAGGGACUUGUGGGAAUGCUGUGACAGGAAGUAAGGCGAUGUUUUGGUUAAGUCUUGGUUUUUAAAUCAUUUUAACCAGCAGUGUGUGUUGCACAGUAAUUUAAAAGGCAGCCUGAAUAACAUGGUUAAUGAUGAGGAUGUAGUAGGUGAUUAAAAGAAACUGCUACAUCCCAGAUUUUGGUUCAAGAUGAUUUUUUUUCACAAAGGAAAGCCAUCUCUCUUUACAACGGUUAAUGUUUAAAUGGACCUUGCUGCUCGAUAGUCACUUUAUAUUGUAUUCAUAGUGCUGUGUGAGCACCUCUUAAUCAGACUGAUUUCUCCAGUAGCACUAAGAUUUUACUGACCUUUAAAACCAUGAAACAUCAGGCAGUGUUUUCUGCCAACUACGGUACAGAAGCUGCCAGUUCAUUGUUAAACUCCAGGCAGUGUUCCCUUGAACUAUUUCCCUGAAAGUUGCCUCAUGUUUCAUGGAUUUUAGUUGGGUUUUUUUGUCAUUUUGUCUGAAUUGCACAACAAAUUAAGAUGUUCUGUAUCUGUCGGUUGAAAUCUGGAUGUGUGCUUAGUGUUUUUCUGUGUUCUUGCGUGUGAAUGUGUGACUGUCUGUGUGCACAUCGACUCGCACCUUGAAGCUGAGAGAACAAGGAAAAAUGUUAAUUUGAAAAAUAAAUGUAAAAUGUGUAAUUGA
This is a messenger RNA of Acipenser ruthenus (sterlet), 2554 nucleotides long. RefSeq names its product glutamic-oxaloacetic transaminase 1, soluble (gene got1). Gene Ontology annotation, biological process: L-aspartate biosynthetic process. Gene Ontology annotation, molecular function: pyridoxal phosphate binding; L-aspartate:2-oxoglutarate transaminase activity. The transcript is spliced from 9 exons. The coding region runs from base 134 to 1366 and encodes 410 amino acids. NCBI's taxonomy places the organism in Eukaryota, Metazoa, Chordata, Actinopteri, Acipenseriformes, Acipenseridae. Gene Ontology annotation, cellular component: cytosol. The record is from RefSeq and is a predicted model, not a curated record.